AUGCCACAAGUUCAUGGAAUGCUUCUACGCAUUUCUGCGACUGGGAAGGUGUCAUAUGGUAGCAAACACAAGAGAGUCACCAUGUUUUACCUUCAUUCUAAAGGCUUGGUGGGUAAUUUAUCUCCUUAUAUAGGAAACAUGAGUUUUCUUAGGCAGAUUCAGCUGCAGAAAAACACCAUACAAGGUGAAAUCCCUUCAGAAUUAGGCCGUUUGUUCAGACUUCAGAUUCUAGAUCUUCGCAACAACUCAUUUGAAGAUAAAAUCCCAUCCAAUUUGUCCAAAUGCUUGAACAUGAUUGACCUUGGAUUAGCUUAUAAUGGGCUGGCUGGAAACCUUCCUGCAGAACUUGUUGCUUUGUCGAGGCUUAAAAUGAUUUUAGUUCAUAAUAAUUAUUUGAGUGGUGGCAUAGCACCAUUUUUGGGAAAUUUUAGUUUACUUGAUGUGAUCUCUGCCGGUGGAAAUAUUCCAUAUUCUUUGGGUCAACUCAAGUACUUGUCAGCUAUUGUUUCUCAAUCCAUUUACAAUCUUUCCUCCAUCACUACGUAUGUCAUCUAUGGAAGUCUUCCAUCAAAUAUUGGCCUUCUUCUCCCUCAGCUUCAGAUGUUACAAAUGUCAAGCAAUAAUUUUAGUGGAUCCAUUCCCGUGUCGUUAUCCAAUGCCUCCAAACUCCAACAAAUUUAUUUAGAUGAUAAUAUAUUCAAUGGAAAAGUAAACAUUGAUUUUGAAGUCCUACAGCAUUUUGUUUGGUUAUCUCUGUGGGCCAAUAAUCUCGGAAACAAAGGAGAUAGUCUCUUGAACUUUAUCCCUUCUUUAUUGAAUUAUAGCAAUUUGAAAAUGGUGGAUAUAUCUUACAAUCAAUUUAAGGGUGUAUUAUCAGAUUUUGUGGGUAAUCUAUCUUCAUCCAUCGAACAGCUAAGCAUGCAGUUUAAUCAAAUUAGUGGAAGCCUCCCUCUAUGGUUAUUAGUGCUUGUUAACUUACAGCAUUUGAAUAUAGCACAUAACCUAUCCAUUGAACAGCUAAGCAUGCAGUUUAAUCAAAUUAGUGGAAGCCUCCCUCUAUGGUUAUUAGUGCUUGUUAACUUACAGCAUUUGAAUAUAGCACAUAACCUAAUUACAAGUACCAUUCCCAUUGAAUCUGGUAAGCUUACAAGACUACAACGGCUUAGACUUGAAAAUUGUAUGGACCAAUUCCUUCAUCUUUAG
Molecule: messenger RNA, 1203 nt
Organism: Manihot esculenta (cassava)
Lineage: Eukaryota; Viridiplantae; Streptophyta; Magnoliopsida; Malpighiales; Euphorbiaceae
Product: putative receptor-like protein kinase At3g47110
Exons: 1
Coding region: 1-1203 (400 amino acids)
Molecular function (GO): protein binding
Source: RefSeq, a predicted model, not a curated record